AUGGAUGUUUCCCCGAUCAUCUACGGCACCUCCGCCUUUGCGCAGCUCUACAACCCGAUUAAGGCACACUGGCCCGCUGAGGCCUGCAAACGAGCCAUUGAUCUAGGGAUCAACACCUUCGACACCUCCCCGUAUUACGGCAACUCGGAACAAGUCCUUGGAAAGGCAUUGCUCUCCAUCUCGGCAACGCACCCUCGAUCAACUUACUAUCUGUCGACAAAAGUGGGACGGUAUGGGCUGAAGAAGAAGGAAUUUAAUUACUCAAAGGAGCGGGUGAGGGCGUCAGUCGAGGAGAGUAUGGAUCGGAUGCAUACGAAUUAUCUGGAUAUUGUGUAUGCGCACGAUGUCGAGUUUGUGUCUGUGGACGAGGCCGUUGAGGCUGUUGGGGAACUCUUUCGACUCAAGGCUGAAGGCAAAAUCAAGUAUGUUGGCAUCAGCGGAUACCCUCUGCCCUACUUGCUGGCUCUGAUUCCCGUGCUUCAUGAGCGUGUCGGCCAAACGCUCGAUAUCCUCAUGACCUACUGCCAUUACAACCUUCACAACACCCUCCUCCAAGACUACAUCGCCCAUUUCAGAGACCUCGGCAUUUCCACUAUCUGGAGCGCAUCCCCGGUAUCGAUGGGUCUGCUUCGCUCGAACAUCCCAGUUCCAGAAUGGCACCCUGCCCCAGCACCGCUGCUCUCAGCGGCUCAGGAUUGCAUCAAGAUUGUGGAGGAUCAGUCGCCGGGCAAGGAUCUGGCAGAGAUCGCGGUCAAGUUUGCGAUGAAGUGGAGGGGAUGUGAAGGACUAGUGGUGGGGAUGUCGAAUGCAGAGGAGGUGGAGAAGAAUGUGGCGUGGUGGAAGGAUGUUCAGGAGGAUGGGGCGAGAGAUGAGGUACAGGAGAGGUGUGAGGCCGCGCUGCGGCGACGACUACAGGCGUUUGAGAAGCUGGAAUGGGCUUCUCCUCCCAUUGAUGAUUGCUGA
This is a messenger RNA of Gamsiella multidivaricata, 963 nucleotides long. Its product is annotated as L-galactose dehydrogenase. Gene Ontology annotation, cellular component: cytosol. The record is from RefSeq and is a predicted model, not a curated record. Lineage: Eukaryota; Fungi; Mortierellomycota; Mortierellomycetes; Mortierellales; Mortierellaceae. Bases 1 to 963 code for a protein of 320 amino acids. Gene Ontology annotation, molecular function: D-arabinose 1-dehydrogenase [NAD(P)+] activity. Gene Ontology annotation, biological process: dehydro-D-arabinono-1,4-lactone biosynthetic process. The transcript has 3 exons.